AAUGAAAGACUUUCAUUUUUCCCAUGAAUUCAAAAGAGCUUGCAAAGAUGAUGCAAGGACACACUGUAAGGAGGCAAAGAGCAAACAUGACCUUGUUGUCUGUUUGAGUAAAAAGAUCCGAGAUGCUGUUAUUGGCGAAGAAGAACAUGUCAUCUCUGAUACUUGUCGCAAACACUUGAAGAUAGAGAAGGAGAUUGAGUCGGAAAAUGUCGAAUUUGAUCCUGUGAUGAUGGUGAAGUGCAUGGCAGAUAUUGCAAAAUUGUGUUCUAAAGUUACAUUUGGUCAAGCAAAGGUAAGCCUUAAAAUACAGUGGUAAUCUGUUUUGCUGAAACUCCUCUGUCUUAAGCACAA
Messenger RNA from Pocillopora damicornis (cauliflower coral), 351 nucleotides. RefSeq names its product Golgi apparatus protein 1. Gene Ontology annotation, cellular component: Golgi membrane. The record is from RefSeq and is a predicted model, not a curated record. Lineage: Eukaryota; Metazoa; Cnidaria; Anthozoa; Scleractinia; Pocilloporidae.